Molecule: messenger RNA, 4247 nt
Organism: Brassica napus (rape)
Lineage: Eukaryota; Viridiplantae; Streptophyta; Magnoliopsida; Brassicales; Brassicaceae
Product: receptor like protein 24-like
Exons: 1
Coding region: 1450-4095 (881 amino acids)
Molecular function (GO): protein binding
Source: RefSeq, a predicted model, not a curated record
AGAUUGUUGAUCCGUCCCGAUGUUUAAAAGUAACAAGAAGUCAAGCACAUGAUUAUGGGACUUAACGUACGUCUCGGUGCUGGAUUCACCGAUAAAGAAAGAAGAAGAAAAAGUAUAAUAAGAUUAUGUCCUUAUCUAAUAUUCAGCCUAUACAAUUAUUUCCCCUGUUCAAAAUUACGCUAGGCGUUAGUCGGGCGGUGAGUAUGGGCCUAGCGAGUUAAUAAAAAAUUGGGGAUUAAACGGGGAUUAAUCGGGGCCUAGUUUUUAAGCUUUUACGUGUAUAUAUAUGAUAAAUACUAGGUAUGUAAUGAAAGUUCAAUAAGUUUCCUCGGCUCAGGUGGUAAGUGGCCUGUUUUGGAUAUCAAUGAGCCCGAGUUCGAACCGAUUUGUUGCGUAUUUUGUUUAUUUUCUUUAUUUUUUAAAGGAGGGGCAAACUUGUAAUUUCUGCAUUGUCUCCUUUUCUCUGACCUACGUUUUCAGAAGUUCCAACAAUGGCUGCCUCCACUUUGUUCCCCAGAUUUUUCACUCAGUUUCAUCAUUUAUUUAAUCAUUUUAUCUUAAACUUUAUAGAUCUAAGUUGGAUUCAAAAUUUUAUAAGAUUUGUUGCAUCAACCGAGUUGGAUAAACGGCAAAACGCAGUCGUCCGCCUUGGAGCUCCGAUUUGCUUCACCUCGCCACGGCAAAGCUCCGACCACCGCCGACGCGGCCGAUUACUCGGUUAGGCGGCCGCGUUUUCGAACAUGGAUUAUUUCUAUGUUUUACUCCAAAUCGGAAGCAUUCCUCAUCUCAGAAAAUCUCAUUAUGUAUUUUGAUGAAAAGUAAUGAUCACGACUCAUCAUCUUCUUGUAUUUUAAGGCCCAUACUACUUGGCCCAAAAAAGCUCCAGAAAUCUCAGAAAACACAUCCGCUAAUUCACACAUCUCCACACGACACUACACAGACCUAAUGAAGAUUCUAGUUCCCUUAGCUGAUAAUGAUGGGCUUUAGUGUGUGAUACAUGUAAGGUCUUCUGUUAGCUAAACCAAUAUAUACGUGACCACUUUGUCUGUGACCGUCCUUCACGUUACCCGGUCUGCAACUUGACACUUGACAAACAUUAUGUGCAUAUCGUUAUAUGCUAAACCGAUUUAUGUAGUUUUGAACAUUUGUGAGAAAUUUCGAACCGAUGUGUUUCCAAUCCAACUUUUUUUUCUUGUUAAACAAUUCCAGUCAGAGUUAUACGCUAGAAAAAUCAACAAACGUGGAUUUCCCUUCAUGAUUUGAAUGGAAAUUAGCCCCUUAGCCAUAUUUUCUUUUCCAUGCUACAAUACAAAGACUGGACUUAGCUCUACUUUUUCCAAGUCAAGUUGCCUGGGUGACGUUAUGUCACAGACGUAGCUCAAGUAUUUAUACCACCAAACUUCUCUCACACUUUUCUUCAACCUAAACAAUUCUUCUUCAAUACUUUUCAUGACGACCAUGUCUGAAUCCCGUAUGCGUUUGCAUUUUCUCUCGCUAGUCUUGCUCUGUUGUGUCUCCCCUUCAAGCUCCUUCACUUUCAAAUACGAUUAUAGUAGUUUUGUUGCUUGUGGCCCCCAUCAGAGUCAAGCUCUCACUGAGUUCAUGAACGAGUUUGAUAGCAGCCACUGCAACCUCAGUGAUCCCUUCAAUGGAGUCUGGUGCGAUAACUCGACCGGUGCAGUCACAAAGCUACGACUCAGCGACUGUCUCAGUGGAACUCUAAAGCCCAACAGUAGCCUUUUCAGGUUACAUCAUCUUCGUUUCCUUGUCCUCAUUGAUAACAACUUCAUCUCAUCUUCACUUCCUUCUGAAUUUGGCAGUCUCAACAGGUUAGAGGUCUUAAAUCUUUCCAAUAAUAGCUUCGUCAGCCAUGUCCCUUCCUCGUUUAAUAACCUAAGCUUUCUUUUACUUUUUGACCUUUCCCAUAAUGAGCUGACCGGUAGUUUCCCACUUGUACGGAAUCUAACAAAGCUUUCGCUUUUAAAGAUUUCUAAUAAUCACUUGUCAGGAGCUUUAAAUCCCAGCUGUAGCCUCUUUGAAUUGCCUCACCUCCGUUACCUUGAUCUAGAGUACAACAAUUUCAGUUCGUCAUUCUCUUCUGAGUUUGGAAAUCUCAACAGACUAGAGGUCUUGUCUCUUUCCUCCAAUGACUUUUUUGGGCAAGUUCCUCCCACAGUUAGUAACCUGACCUCGUUAACCGAAUUGUACCUUCACCACGACCAGCUCACUGGUAGUUUCCCACGUUUACAAAAUCUAACCAUGCUCUCUGUUCUCCAUCUUAAUGAUAACCAUUUCUCUGGAACCAUUCCUUCUUCUCUAGUCAAUAUGCCUUUCUUAUCAGAUCUCGAUCUGAGAGUAAACGAUUUCACUGGAUCUAUUGGAUUUCCUAACUCGUCUACCCCAUCUAGGCUUGAGUACUUGUACCUUGGGCAGAACCAUUUUGAAGGAAAAAUCAUUGAGCCUAUCUCAAAGCUCACCAACCUCAAGAUUCUUGAGCUUGCAUUCCUUAACACAAGUUACCCAAUUGAUAUAAGCUUCUCUUCCUCGCUAAAAUCUUUGAUGCACCUGGAUCUUUCCGGUAAUAGCAUAUCAUCGGACAGUUUAGGUUCAAAGUCAGUCAUCCCAACAAACUUGGAGAUUUUGUUGCUACCAGGCUGCGGCAUCAUCGAGUUACCAAAUAUCUUAAAGAAACUUGAGAAGUUGGAGUUUAUAGAUUUCUCCGACAAUAGAAUCAAAGGGAAAAUCCCGGAGUGGUUAUGGAACCUUCCUCGUCUUACCUCUGUGUUUGUUCCAAAUAAUUCCAUUACUGGUUUCAAAGGUCCAAUGGACGUUUUGGUAAAUUCAUCGUUGAAGAAUUUAGAUAUCGAGAAAAACUGCUUUGAAGGAGCAAUUCCUAUUCUGCCACUCUCUAUCAACUUCUUCGAAGCAUCAUACAACAGAUUCACAGGGAGCAUACCUCUUUCAAUUUGCAAUUAUAGGUCUCUGACGCUUUUGAAGCUAUCUAACAACAACCUCACUGGUCCAAUUCCUCAAUGCUUGAGUAACUUGACUGCUGUGAGUCUUCGGAAGAACAACUUGGAAGGAAAUAUUCCUGAAGCCUUUUAUACCGGUGCUUCUCUACAGACACUUGACGUUGGACACAAUCUACUCACCGGGAAACUUCCAAGAUCUCUUCUAAAUUGCUCAUCUCUGGAGCUUCUAGUUGUUGACCACAACAGAAUCAAAGACACAUUUCCUUUCUGGCUCAAGGCUUUACCGAAUUUGCAAGUCCUUAUCCUUAGUUCAAACAAGUUCUAUGGCUCUAUAUCUCCUCCUGGUCGAGGUCCUCUCGGUUUUCCAGAGCUUCGCAUAUUUGAGAUAUCUGAUAAUAAGUUCACUGGAAGCUUGCCAACAAGUUACUUUGUCAACUGGAAAGCAACGUCCCUUACUAUGAAUGAAGAUGGUGGUCUAUAUAUGGAAUACAUAAAAUUUACUUCCAGUAGACUGUACUAUAACAGUUUAGAGGUUAUAGAUUUGCAAUACAAAGGUCUACGAAUGGAGCAAGAGAGGGUGCUUACCUCAUACGCAGCUAUUGAUAUUUCUGGGAAUAGAAUUGAAGGACAGAUUCCUGAAUCCAUUGGUCUCUUGAAAGCUUUGAUUGCAUUCAACUUCUCAAACAACUUCUUCACAGGUCAUAUUCCUCUGUCUCUAGCCAAUCUUAAGAAGCUCGAGUCACUAGACCUAUCAAGAAACCAACUCUCAGGGACCAUUCCUAGUGGACUUGGGACCCUCUCCUUCCUGGCGUACAUAAAUGUGUCUCACAACCAUCUCAAGGGUGAAAUACCACAAGGAACACAGAUUACUGGUCAACCUAAAUCUUCCUUUGAGGGGAACGCAGGCCUUUGUGGUCUUCCUCUCCAAGAAACUUGCUUUGGGACUAUUGCGCCACCAACACGACAACCUUCAGAAGAAGAUGAAGAAGUGUUGAACUGGAAAGGCGUGGCAAUAGGGUAUGGAGUUGGAGUGUUGUUUGGAUUAGCAAUAAUGCAAGUCAUUGCUUCAUACAAACCAGAGUGGCUCGUCAAGAUAAUUGGUCCGAACAAGCGCAGAAAUUGAUAGGAUCGUUUUCAGUUUGAGUAUGAUCCUUCAAUGUAUGUCAAGUGUUUUUAUGUGAUUCCUCUUGUAUGGAAGCAUCUAUUUAUGUUUGUUGUAUGAUUAUCUGAUGCUUUGUUUCUAUAAAGUAAGAAUGGUGAAUGUUUUGUAGUCAA